AACUCGGGUCGAGUGCUGACUGCUAAGGCUCAAUUCCAGCACCCGACCUUGGGCGGUGCCGACGACGGCUCACCUAAUGCGCGCAUCAGUGCAUGUUGAUGCUUGCCUUUGUCAAUCAUUGAUAUCCCGGCUCUGUCCUGGCCACGCCGCCAUCCCACCAACAGCCACUCGUUUCCCAUGCGGAGAGCGGACCUGAUUGAGCGUCGUCACCGCCGCUCCGGACUGGGGCAGACUCCGGAGACGAAGAGGAAAACGCGCCCCGCGAGGACCAGAACCGAAGCCUAAUCCAGAAGCCCGACAGCCGGACAAGAGGCCACGCCCGAUACGAGAACGAGCCGAGCCGAGCCGAGCCCUCACUUCUCCCUCCUCGACCCCUCCCUCGCCCGCGCCCACGAUGCUCCGACAGCUGAGAAGACGACUGCCGCGGCGGACGCACCCGCUGGUGAGGCUCUCGCUCUGGCUGGCGGUGCCGCUGCUGCUGGAGAUGCUCUGGCACCAGCGGACCUACAACGUGCCACGGCCGGAGCGGGAGCUGGACGAGCCCUUUUUGGGAACGGCGGGGUGCCAGGACCCCGAGGCGGCGGCGGCGGCGGGGCAGGGGCGCGAGAAGGCGGCGCUCGUGAUGCUGGCACGCAACUCGGAGCUGGAGCAGGCGCGGCACACGGUCGAGUCGGUCGAGCGGCGCUUCAACCGCUGGUUCCACUACCCGAUAGUGUUUUUGAACGACGAGCCCUUCUCGGACGCCUUCGUCGAGGCCCUCAACGCCACGGCCAGCGGCGGCGCCCGCUUCGAGACCAUCCCCGCCGACCAGUGGACGUUCCCGCCCUGGGUGGACCCGGCGGCCGCGCGGGCCAGCAUCGCCGACCAGGGUGCCCGCGGCGUCUCGCACGGCGGGCUCGAGGGCUACCACCACAUGUGCCGCUUCUUCUCGGGCAAGUUCUACACCCUGGAGGCGCUGCGCGGGUACCGCUGGUACUGGCGGCUCGAGCCCGACGUCGACUUCACGUGCUCGAUAACGUACGACCCCUUCGCCGAGAUGGCCAGGCGCGGCAAGAAGUACGGCUUCACCAUCUCGCUCUGGGAGGAGCGCGACACGUGCCCGAGCCUGUUCCGCCACAUGGCCGACUGGAAGGAGGCCAACGGGGUCGAGACCACGCCGCUCUGGAAGGCGGCCGUGCAGGCCUCGUGGGCGCCCUGGCCGCUCCGCCGCCUGGGCGCGUGGCUCUCGCAGCGCGACCGCCUGGGCGACCUGUGGAGCGCGUGCCACUACUGGAGCAACUUUGAGAUUGCAGACAUGGACUUCUUCCGCGGGAAGCAGUACCAGGACCUGUUUCAGCACUUGGACUCCAAGGGGGGCUUUUACUUUGAGCGGUGGGGAGACGCGGCGGUGCACUCCAUCGCCGUCGAUAUGCUGCUCGACUCGGCGCAGGUGCACCACUUUGCCGACAUCGGGUACCGCCACGACAGCCUAUACCAGUGCCCCGCCAACGCCGCCGGCGGCCAGCUGCAGGGCAACCGCGCGCUCGGCGACGACGACAAGUGGGCGCCCGAGGCCGAGGGCGGCGUCGGCUGCCGGUGCGAGUGCGACGGCAGGGCCAGGUCGCGCAACCACCCGGGCUACUGCCUCAACAAGCUCAAGGCGCCCAACACCAGGAGCAGGCCGUGGUUCACCUGGUUUCUGUGAGGGGGCCAAGGUGGAUGGGGCGGGGGAGAGGGAGGGGGGGAUGCAGGGGACGCCUCUUGUAUAUUGGAGAGCUCCCUCUCAUUUUUCUUUCUUUUUUCUUAUACAUAGAUGCCCCAUACAGUAUAGAAGGCACACGCAUCACCUACCGCCUGUAAUUUCUACCUCUUAUGCUAUUCAGCCUAGGCCGGGGCUACACGCGGCUCUUGGAUACAUGCAAUAAUACCGGGUUCCUCGAC
Molecule: messenger RNA, 1920 nt
Organism: Gaeumannomyces tritici R3-111a-1
Lineage: Eukaryota; Fungi; Ascomycota; Sordariomycetes; Magnaporthales; Magnaporthaceae
Exons: 2
Coding region: 395-1684 (429 amino acids)
Biological process (GO): protein N-linked glycosylation; cell wall mannoprotein biosynthetic process
Cellular component (GO): Golgi apparatus; membrane
Molecular function (GO): alpha-1,2-mannosyltransferase activity
Source: RefSeq, a predicted model, not a curated record